CGAGCGCCGAGCUGGGAGCUGCGAGCGGCGAGCAGGCGGCAGGCGCGGUCUGCGCGAGGAGCGGGCGAGCGGGAAGGCGAGACACAGCCACCUUCCUCCCCAGCCAGCCCACAGCGGUUUGUUCUCAUCCUCGGGAGUGCGCCAAUGCCCGGGCCGACCCAAACCCUGUCCCCAAAUGGCGAGAACAACAACGACAUCAUCCAGGAUAACGGGACCAUCAUUCCUUUCCGGAAACACACAGUGCGCGGCGAGCGUUCCUACAGUUGGGGAAUGGCGGUCAAUGUGUAUUCUACCUCGAUAACCCAAGAGACUAUGAGCAGACAUGACAUCAUCGCUUGGGUUAAUGACAUAGUAUCUUUAAACUACACGAAAGUGGAACAGCUUUGUUCAGGAGCAGCCUACUGCCAGUUCAUGGACAUGCUCUUCCCAGGCUGCAUUAGUUUGAAGAAAGUAAAAUUUCAAGCGAAGUUGGAGCAUGAGUACAUUCACAAUUUUAAGCUUCUGCAAGCAUCGUUCAAGCGAAUGAAUGUUGAUAAGGUAAUUCCCGUGGAGAAGCUAGUGAAAGGGCGUUUCCAGGACAACCUGGAUUUUAUCCAGUGGUUUAAGAAGUUCUACGAUGCUAACUACGAUGGGAAGGAGUAUGACCCAGUAGAGGCACGACAAGGGCAAGACGCAAUUCCUCCUCCCGACCCCGGCGAACAGAUCUUCAACCUGCCCAAGAAGUCCCACCAUGCCAACUCCCCCACAGCAGGUGCGGCUAAAUCAAGUCCAGCAUCUAAACCAGGAUCCACACCUUCUCGUCCCUCGUCAGCCAAAAGGGCUUCGUCCAGUGGCUCAGCGUCCAAAUCUGAUAAAGACUUAGAAACGCAGGUCAUACAGCUUAAUGAACAGGUACAUUCGUUAAAACUUGCCCUGGAAGGCGUGGAAAAAGAAAGGGAUUUCUACUUCGGAAAGUUGAGAGAGAUUGAGCUCCUCUGCCAGGAACACGGGCAGGAAAACGACGACCUCGUGCAGCGACUAAUGGAAGUCCUCUACGCUUCGGAUGAACACGAGGGCCACCCGGAGGAGCCGGAAGCAGAGGAGCAAGUCCACGAGCAGCAGCCCCAGCAGCAGGAAGAGUACUGAACCGUCCCGGCAGCUCUCCACACUUCCGUUUUGGUGGGAACUUCUCUUCCGGAGAAUUGGAACACGUGUGGCCUCAAGCUCAUCAGAAACCAGUCGUUCCCAGUCUGCUGUUACAUCAUUGCGCCAGCGCCCACGCCAGCACCGCGCUCGGGUCCCAUUUCCUUUGCCAAGACACACUAGCGGCGGCCAUGGGUGGCCUGCCCGAGACAUCCCGGGGGUCACACACCUUCAACUUCCCCACUUGGCUGCUUGAGAUUGGUUCUGCUCUUUGCAUUUCCUUCCAGAACAACUUCUCCCCAACCCUACCACCACCACCACCACCACCGUUCCCUUUUUAUCCUGGUGUGAAACAAUGGUAAUUUGAUAUAUGGUAUUUAUAUUGGCAUUUCUCAACCCAGUGUCACUAGAUGUCACACACAUUUGUGGUGCUUUGAUGUUUGCAAGUCUAACCUCUGUGAACAUAAAUUUGGUCAAAUAAUAAAUUGGAACAAAGGGAAAGAUAACUUGAUAUGAAAGCCAUAUGACAGUGACUUGUUUCAUGGGGAAAAACAGAGUCAGUUUCUCCCUCCACUCACAAACGAAAGGGAAGAAAAAAGGGCAUCAGAACUAGGACUUCAGGGCCUAGCAGUGUUCAUCCAUCAGCAUGUUGGACAGCCACACAGUAUGUUGUUAGUUUGGAAAGACAUCCACUCAAGGAGAACACCAUCUCGACUUGGCCCUCCAACUGCUUCCCCUCCCCCCACCCAGGUUCUCACGCUGUUUUCUUUCUCAGGGUCCUCUUUGGUCGGCAGCCACUCUCCCUAAAAGCUGUCAUUGGGUGUCUGCAGUCAGAGGGGGUCUGCACAGGCACAGGUCCUUCCUGCCUCUUCGUGUGGGUUUUAGCCCCAACCCUGUCAUCCACACUAGGGGGUUCCUCCUAAAGAAUGACUUCAGGGUGUGCAGCCCUGGGCGUGCCACACACUUGCUGGAAGGCCUGGAGUGACGAGCUUAUGAUAGGAGUGUAAGCCCAAGGGAGAACCCUGCUUCUGAAGUCUGGUGUUGACACUGGAAAGACAGCACAGAAAAAUCUGACUCCUGAUGCCUUCUGGAAUAAGGAAUUCCCCCUCUUCAGUACGAUGGCCCUCCUUGUCAUUGACUUUCGCUAAACCGUGGCAAUUCACAAAUAGAGGAAACAUGAAUGAAUUAAAAGCAUUCCUUAUUUUUUUUAAACUAAUAUUUGCACAUUUUCUUAGUAUCUUUCCAAAUCUUUGCCUCCCCCCACCCCCCCAACCACUCCUUUGAAAGAUGGUUUCCCUCCCUGGAUCAUUCAUUUCACUUGGUUUCUAACUUUAGAUUUUCUUUCACUUGUUAUUUGACUUAGCAGGUGCAACAAAAAACAAAUAAGUGUGCCCCCUCCACUUUCCUCUUAACUGAAAAAGCUUCAAAUAAAUUUCUGAAUCAUGUCUCAUAAA
Molecule: messenger RNA, 2576 nt
Organism: Dama dama (fallow deer)
Lineage: Eukaryota; Metazoa; Chordata; Mammalia; Artiodactyla; Cervidae
Gene: MAPRE2
Product: microtubule associated protein RP/EB family member 2
Exons: 7
Coding region: 145-1125 (326 amino acids)
Biological process (GO): regulation of microtubule polymerization or depolymerization; protein localization to microtubule plus-end; spindle assembly
Cellular component (GO): spindle midzone; cytoplasmic microtubule; microtubule organizing center
Molecular function (GO): microtubule plus-end binding
Source: RefSeq, a predicted model, not a curated record